This is a messenger RNA of Meloidogyne enterolobii, 1881 nucleotides long. The record is from the annotation of a GenBank genome assembly. NCBI's taxonomy places the organism in Eukaryota, Metazoa, Nematoda, Chromadorea, Rhabditida, Meloidogynidae.
AUGCUGCUGGACUUGUUGAAGAUUUACUAUCAUUAUUUAAAUACUGUUAGCCAAUUAUGUAAAGAUGCUAAAGAAUAUUGUUUAAAAUUAUUUAACUAUCUUAAGUUGAAUUUAGAAUGGAUUGAAUCACAGGUCAUUUCAAACCCUCCAACAGAUUUAUAUUGGCGCCAUGUUAAUUUAACAUAUACCCAACUUACUGGAAUUCAAGAUGGUUAUGGCCCAGAAAAACCAUUUUAUUUUUCAAGAGUUAGAUUUGCAAUUACUCCAAUUUUAAAAAUACAAAUGGCUGGAGAUUUUUUUGAUUUGGAUAGAGUUUUUAAAAAACCUAAAACUAAUUAUUCUUCAAAUAAUCAUUGCUCUGGAUUUGUUAAAGUACUUGAAGGAAAUAAAGACAUAUUAAUAUCUCAUGUAACCAUGCUUGGAUAUAAAUCUAUGAAUAGAAUGUUAAAAUUAUAUAAAUUGGCUUAUGAUCCAAAAGAAGUACCGGGACAUACAAUUUCAAUUUCUAGCUAUCCAGGUUCAGUAACUUCUCAAGACGAUUUUUCAUUGACAAGUGGUGGAUUGGGAAUUUUAGAGACAACAAUUACCCUUUCAGACGAAUCUAUUUAUUCGAAUAUAAACCCAAUUGGCCAACUUAGUUGUUGGCUUCGUUCUUUUAUUGCUAAUCAAUUGGCAAAAACUUCACAUGAAUGGGUCCUGGACUAUAAAUUAUUUAAACCUGGAGAAGAAUUACCUAAAAAUGAUUUGUUUUGGAUUCUUGAACAAAUACCUGGUACAACAGUAAGCAGAGAUAUGACUUGGUUCUUAAGGAAAUAUAAUUAUUGGCCAUCAUAUAAUAUUCCAUUUUUAAAGAAAAUUUCUGAUUUGGGUGGAUUUACUGAAAAAGCAAAUAUUAAUAAUUGGUGGCGUUGGGGUUAUUCACCUAGAGCUAAAAUAUUUCAAAGAGAUCAUAAUAAAGUUAAAGAUAUGGAAACAUUAAGGGAAUUAAUGAGAUAUAAUGAUUACAAACACGAUGAAUAUUCAAAAUGUAAAUGUGACCCACCAUACACAGCAGAUGGAGGUAUAUCUACAAGAAGUGAUCUAAAUCCUUUGAAUGGAACUUGGGAAUUACCAGAUAUGGGGUUUAAAAAUGAAGGAACUAUCGACUAUAAAGGAACUAAUUAUAAACUUUUUAAUAAAUUUCAAUUUGAAGUAAUUGGAGGUCCAAUUCAUGGAGGUCCAAGUAAUUUACCUCCUUUUAAUUGGAAAAAUACAACAAUUGAUGCUUUACAUUAUGGCCAACCAAUUAUUUGGAAAUUUAAAAAUUUUACAAUUGAAUGGCAAACAGAACUUGAAUAGAUUAUUAUUUAAUUAAUUUUAUUUAUUUUUUUAUUUUAAAUUAUUAACAAGAUUUUAAUUUAAACAAAAUUUUUUAAUUCUCGACCAUUCGAACAUAAAUUUUGAAAUAAAAUCUAAGAAAUAUGUUAAUUGUUGCCAGGCUGAUUUUUUAAAAACACUAAAAUAUAGGAUGCAACCACUCAAAACUGGCAAAAAUUGUGCAAUAUUCUAACCUUUUAUAAACAAUUAGAAUUUCAAAUAAAAAACUUUAUUAUGCAUAUUUUUCACCAGUUUUUCUUACCGUCUUUCUCAACCUUGGAUAAUUAUAAUUUAAUUAGUUAGUUAUUAAAUUUUUAAAUGUUUUGACAAACAAUACUCAGACUUUACCCUCUCUCCUCAUGUUUAUCCUCCUCUCCUCCUCCUCCUCUCCUCAUGUUUAUCCCCCCUUGUCACUUGAUUGCUUGAUUGAGAAAAGAUUUUUUAAAUUGAUUUAUGUAUCCACGUCUUCCUUUAAAUUAUCGCUAAAAUUGAUUUCUUAUUUAUUUACAUCCAUUAAUUUAUUUC